AUGGGCCAAAACGCCAUGAAGUACGAUGGUUUACCCGUCAAUCUCUUACAAUCCCAGGAACAGAAUGUCCUCCUCGAACGUCUUGAUGAAUUACGUCGGCUAGGACUGCAUCAUCAAGUCUUCUCUCACACCCUCGUUAUCUGCGGCGACCAAAACUCCGGCAAGUCAGCGGUAUUCGAAGCCAUCACCGGCGUCCCUUUGCCAGUCAACAAUGGAGUCUCAACUCGGUUCGUCGUGGAAGUGGUUCUUCGCAGAGCAACAACUGUCGGCACACAAAUUAAGAUCCGCCCCGGACCAAAUGCUUCACCAGAUCACAAAAGCAAACUUGGGGUAUUCUCUCGCUCGCACGACUGGCUAUCGGAUAUACCCAGGCUCUUCUCGGAAGCUCGUCUAAUCAUGGGCCUUACUCGCGAGGGAAGCUAUUCAGAGGACGUCCUACAAUUAGAGAUGUCCGGCCCGACACUACCCAAUCUUACAGUCGUUGACCUGCCGGGUUUGAUGUAUCUACCCCGUGAUAAUCAAACUACCGCGGACAUCGCAGUCGCCAAGAGCCUCACCCUAACCUACCUACAAAACCCACGCAGCAUCAUCCUUGCUGUCAUUUCUGCAGAACGCCAGCUCUCAGAGCAAAUGGUACUACCCAUGACAAGGAGUUCUGCGGCUCGAACACUGGGCAUUAUUACCAAACUUGACCGCCUAGACCCUGACGCCUCUACUAUUGCCAAGGCAUUUGACCGCGUCAAGCAACAACAUAACUCGCUUCAGCUUGGAUGGCAUCUACUACGGAAUUCGGAUAGCGAAGGAGCCGAACGGCCCGUGAGGGUUAGCCGUGAUGACGUCGAGGAACUCUUCUUUGCUACUGCAACACCGUGGAGAACUCUGCCUCUUCAGUUCCUUGGCGUUGGUGCUCUUCGGAGUAGGAUCCGUAAAAUAUUGUUGGCGGAGGUCAAGCGUCACCUUUCUGUGCUUAAGUCAGAUAUCAAUAUCGAUCUUGAUACCCAUCGUUCUUUAUACGAAAAGCUUGGAGCUUCACGUAACACGACAGUGGAACGUCGCGUGUAUCUGGCCAGAAUAGGGGAAAGGUAUCAAUCCCUUACGAAAGAUGCCAUUCACGGGGAAUAUCAUGACCCAUAUUUCAGAUAUCGUCCAACUCAUUCUAUACGGCGGUUGCGUGCUACGAUAAGUAACUGGACAGAAGAGUUCUCUCAAGAUAUGAGAAGGCGUGGUCACAGUUAUAACAUUUAUGAUGAUGCUGAACACACAGAAGUGCCUCCACGGACGAAGGAUGGACCGCAGCCUGUGACGAAGAGUGAAUUUAUGAGCGGACUUGAAGAGUUUGUAAAACAGAGCAAGGGCCGCGAAAUAUCAGGUCUAAUGAAUGCCCAAGUUGUUGGCGAAUUGUUCAUUCGAUACUCUCUUCGAUGGAAGGAAAUUGCUAAGGCUUAUGUCUUCCAGAUGUGGGCAAAAAUCAAGCAGUUUCUUACCGACCUUCUACAUCAUAUUGCGGAUGCCAGCUUUGGAGAAGCUUUGAUUCACAAAAUAUUCAAUAUCGAAAUGGAAAAAAAAUUGCAGAAACUGCAAGAAAAGAUUGACGAGCUCGUGGCUCCAUUCAAAAGGGUCAUACCGACAAUCGUUGAUCCGGAGCUUAAUAUAAGAAUCUCUCAGAUACGGAGAGCAGCCAAUACCGGUAUCAAAGCUAUCAGUAUUAGCGCAAUGCACUCAGAGAUAUUGGACUGUAUGCUGGCGUAUUAUUCAGUAUCUCUCAACAACUUCAUCAACAAUAUUGUGAGCCUGGCUGUUGAAGGCUGUCUUAUCGAUGGUUUGGAGGAUAUGAUCACACCGUCUAAAUUCGUUCAGAUGUCUGACGAUGAAAUCGAAGAUAUUGCAUCCGAGUCUCAAGAUGUUAAACUCGCUCGAUCAAGGCUUGAGAAACAGGUUCGCAUGCUUGAACUCGCUGCAGCGGCCUGUACUCGCUGUGAGCUUGUCGCUCUCGAAGCUACGUCGGGUGCCAACCGAAUUUCCACUGAGUCGAAGGACAGCGAGAAGACUAUUGGCUCUGGAGCAUCAUCUCCAUCAUCUACCACAUCGGGAUCGGACACUGAAAAAUUACAAGUGCGACAGGAACCUCAUUCCGCAUCCUCUGGUAGGCAAAAUAGUAAUGGACAAGGCAGCAUGCUGAGGGCAUUUCCCUCGCAAUCCACACACCCGGACAAACAACUGCUCACCAGCGCAGUUUACAGACCUCCAACUGCAGGUACGCAUCCGGCCAAUGAUAAAACGCUUUCGCAUUCCUCAUCCCGUGGUGAACUCCGGCGGAGCGACUCAAAAUCCAAAUUUGGAAAAAUUAUUCCGAAAAAACAAGUGCCGAAACUCGCCUCUUCGAUUUCUGAGGAGUAA
Messenger RNA from Nannizzia gypsea CBS 118893, 2397 nucleotides. Its product is annotated as dynamin family protein. NCBI's taxonomy places the organism in Eukaryota, Fungi, Ascomycota, Eurotiomycetes, Onygenales, Arthrodermataceae. Gene Ontology annotation, cellular component: membrane; cytoplasm; microtubule. The coding region runs from base 1 to 2397 and encodes 798 amino acids. Gene Ontology annotation, molecular function: GTP binding; GTPase activity; microtubule binding. The transcript has a single exon. The record is from RefSeq and is a predicted model, not a curated record.